This is a messenger RNA of Balaenoptera musculus (blue whale), 1306 nucleotides long. RefSeq names its product thymidylate synthetase (gene TYMS). The record is from RefSeq and is a predicted model, not a curated record. NCBI's taxonomy places the organism in Eukaryota, Metazoa, Chordata, Mammalia, Artiodactyla, Balaenopteridae. Gene Ontology annotation, molecular function: thymidylate synthase activity. The transcript has 7 exons. Bases 94 to 1041 code for a protein of 315 amino acids. Gene Ontology annotation, biological process: dTMP biosynthetic process. Gene Ontology annotation, cellular component: mitochondrion; cytosol.
CAGGAGCGGUGGCGGGAAAAGAGGACCGUUGAAAGCGUUGGGCCGCCUCGCCAGCUGCAGUCCUGUCCCAGCUGCCGCGCCCGUUUCCGCGCUAUGCCCGCCGCCGGCUCCGAGCUGCCGCACCUGACGUCGCCGCCCGCCGCGCAGGAGCAGGGCGCCGAGUCGCGGCCGCCGCCGCCGCACGGGGAGCUGCAGUACUUGGGGCAGAUCGAGCACAUCCUCCGCUGCGGCUUUCGGAAGGAUGACCGCACGGGCACCGGCACCCUGUCGGUGUUCGGCAUGCAGGCGCGCUACAGCCUGAGAGAUGAAUUUCCUCUGCUGACAACCAAACGUGUUUUCUGGAAGGGUGUUUUGGAGGAGUUGCUGUGGUUUAUCAAGGGAUCCACAAACGCUAAGGAGCUGUCUUCCAAGGGAGUGAAAAUCUGGGAUGCCAAUGGGUCCCGAGACUUCUUGGACAGCCUGGGAUUCUCCAUCAGAGCAGAAGGGGAUUUAGGCCCAGUUUAUGGCUUUCAGUGGAGGCAUUUUGGGGCCGAAUACAAAGAUAUGGAUUCAGAUUAUUCAGAUCAAGGAGUAGAUCAACUGCAAAAAGUGAUUGACACAAUCAAAAGCAACCCUGACGACAGAAGAAUCAUCCUGUGUGCUUGGAAUCCAAAAGAUCUCCCUCUCAUGGCCCUACCCCCGUGCCACGCCCUUUGCCAGUUCUAUGUGGUGAACGGUGAGCUGUCCUGCCAGCUGUACCAGAGGUCAGGAGACAUGGGCCUGGGUGUGCCCUUCAACAUCGCCAGCUACGCCCUGCUCACCUACAUGAUCGCACACAUCACGGGCCUGAAGCCAGGUGACUUUGUACACACUUUGGGAGAUGCUCACAUUUACCUGAAUCACAUUGAGCCGCUGAAAAUUCAGCUUCAGCGAGAACCAAGGCCUUUCCCCAAGCUCAGAAUCCUUCGAAAAGUUGAGAAAAUUGAUGACUUCAAGGCUGAAGACUUUCAGAUUGAAGGCUACAAUCCUCACCCGACUAUUAAAAUGGAAAUGGCUGUUUAGAGUGCUUUAUGAAGGAGUUGUUUGAAGGAUAUUUACACCUAGGUGAAAGUUCAUUUUGCUCUAAAGGAGAAAGAACUAGGUCAAAACCUGUUGGUGACCUAUCAGUUAUUAUUCAUUAACUUUUAAGGAUGUUGCCACUGGCAAAUAGAACUGUGCUGGUUCUCUUAGUAAUAAAAGACCUGGAGUUAGGGUAACUCACUGAGGAUGUAUGUAAAUGUAGAGAUUGUGAAUAAAGACAGGAAAGAGAAAAUUUAUAUACUCUUAA